CAACGACCUUCAGCAAGCAGAAGUUAAUAUUUGUCAAGAUCUGAUUUAUAUUUUCUAUCACAGUUAUGAUUCCGAAAAAGUUUUACAGAUACGUUCUAAAGGGUGUUCAUUUCAACUGUGAACGGAAUAAACGCGGAUGUUCUCUUGAUGAGCUAGUUGCCUACGUUCAUCUGAAAAACCAGCAAUCCAAUCGAGUCGAAACGGUUGAAGACUUUGUCGGCAAAAUUACAACUAAACUAUUGAAGAAGAGAGUAUUACUCAAAACCCCCUACGGUAGUGUCAAACUGAGUCAAUUGCUACCAACCAACGCAUCCGAUCCGAUGGACAAUGAUGACGCAUUGGAGGAAACAUCCUCGUCUACAUUUUCAUCAGUCUCGUCAUCGUCCAGGAUACAAUCACAUUACACGACUGCUGGGUUUUCCGGUCGUCCGGACAAGAGUGAAAAAUAUGACAUUGAUCCCGGUAGGCAGCGCAGAAGCCAUUCACCAUCUUCCAGCGAGGAUGAAGCUCCACCACUGAAAUUGGCCAACCGUAGAGGAAGCUUGCAACCGCUGCCAAAACGCCGGGAACACUAACCGAAACCGGUCGAGGUGACCUCGGACCGCACGCACCGGCAGUCAAUGGCCUUGCGAUUGUUAACCUUCGCCUCUGCGGAAGGGGAAAACCAUAGCGGGAAGAUUGAAUCGAAAAUAAAUAAAUUAACUUGUGUCU
Molecule: messenger RNA, 711 nt
Organism: Wyeomyia smithii (pitcher-plant mosquito)
Lineage: Eukaryota; Metazoa; Arthropoda; Insecta; Diptera; Culicidae
Exons: 2
Coding region: 66-575 (169 amino acids)
Source: RefSeq, a predicted model, not a curated record